This is a messenger RNA of Armigeres subalbatus, 558 nucleotides long. Its product is annotated as bystin-like. The record is from RefSeq and is a predicted model, not a curated record. Bases 111 to 527 code for a protein of 138 amino acids. Lineage: Eukaryota; Metazoa; Arthropoda; Insecta; Diptera; Culicidae. The transcript has a single exon.
CGCGGUUUUGUUUUGAAUAAAUAUUUGCGAUUUUUCUUCACGGUACGCGAAUCAGUUUCACUUGUUUAGUGCAUAUUUUUAUUAAAAUAGUGAAAAAGUAUACACAAAAUAUGGGAAAGUCCAAAGCACACCGCAUUAAAGGCCUUACAGGUCCAAAAAUGUCGCUCGGAGAUCAGAUGAACGAGGGCCGGGUCUCGAAGAAACCGAAGGCACCCAAGAUUCGACUGCGCGCCGAAGAAGAGGAUUUUGUCGAUUCGCGAGCCACGAAAAAGAUUCUCCAACAAGCCCGCAAACAGCAGGCGGAGCUUAACAUACUGGGCGAUUCGUUUGGACCAUCCCUGGCCGAGUCCGUCGCCGCUGCCAAUGCUUCCGGAAAGAGACGGCACCGGCUGGGUGAUGCGGCUUCAUCAGACGAAUCGGAUGAGGAAUACCGUGAGGAAGCCGACGUCGACGGACAGGACUUCUUCGACGAUAUCAAGAUGAAUGCGGAAGACGAGCGGGCGCUGGAGAUGUUUCAGAACAAGUAAGUGGUAAAUCAAGUAGAACUUGAGGGAUGGG